This is a messenger RNA of Lytechinus variegatus (green sea urchin), 14302 nucleotides long. It is a transcript of the gene dync1h1, whose product is annotated as cytoplasmic dynein 1 heavy chain 1-like. Bases 100 to 14058 code for a protein of 4652 amino acids. Gene Ontology annotation, cellular component: dynein complex. The transcript has 91 exons. Gene Ontology annotation, biological process: microtubule-based movement. Gene Ontology annotation, molecular function: ATP hydrolysis activity; dynein intermediate chain binding; ATP binding. NCBI's taxonomy places the organism in Eukaryota, Metazoa, Echinodermata, Echinoidea, Temnopleuroida, Toxopneustidae. The record is from RefSeq and is a predicted model, not a curated record.
CUUUCUGUGUGUUGGCUUAUGUGGAUGAGAACGGCUGCUAUCAACAUCUCCUCAUAAAAUUUAUGUUUUAGCUGUUAUUAUCGCAGAUGCUUCGGCAUCAUGGCUGACAAUAGUGACACAGAAAGUCAGAGUACCCAGGCUGUCGCAGAUGUGACAGUUUUGAUUGAUUAUUUACGUAAAAUCGUACCAUUACUGCUGGAAGAUGGAGAGCCGUCUGCUGCGUUGGACAACGCCCUUGCCAGCAGAGUGCACCAGGAAUACAUGAAAAAGUUCCUGUCAGAUGUUCAAUCCCCGAGUCUACUUAUUGCGAGAAGUGUUACCAAAGAUGAAGAGGAAGAGGAGAAUACAGACUCUCCCGAUGCCCCGGGAGAGGAGCCAGAGGUUACAUACACUGUGGGUAUUGAGGUUCAAUUCUUUAACAGCAAGAUGGCAAGUUUGGUGUUCCUGAAGAAAGGUCUGAUAAUCGAUGCAGACAAGUCUAUCUCAAGUCAGCUUCGUGUUAUCAAUCUUAGUGAAGGCUCUCCAUUUGAGACCCUCCAUGCCUACGUCAGCACGGCAGUUGCACCUUACUUCAAGUCUUAUGUGAGAGCAUCUGGAAAAGUAGACAGGGAUGGAGAUAAGAUGGCGCCCUCUGUUGAGAAGAAGAUUGCUGAGCUUGAGAUGGGUCUUCUUCACCUUCAGCAGAACAUUGAUAUCCCUGAUGUAACCCUUACCAUCAAUCCAGUCGUUUCCACCAUGAUCAGGAAGUGUGGUGACGAAGGUCGUAAGCCCAAGGUCAUAGACUUUGCUGAUAAGGCUGAGGAUUCAACCUUCCUCAACACUCUACAGCAUGGAGUCAAUCGAUGGAUCAGGGAAAUACAAAAGGUGACCAAACUAGACAGAGAUCCAGCCUCCGGCACCGCCCUCCAGGAGAUCAGCUUCUGGCUCAAUCUGGAACGUGCUUUGCUCAAGAUCCAGGAGAAGAGAGAGAGUCCUGAAGUGGCCUUGACCCUAGACAUCCUGAAGCACGGCAAGCGCUUCCAUGCUACAGUCAGUUUUGACACUGAUACUGGUCUGAAGCAAGCUCUUGCAACCGUUGCCAACUACAGUCCGUUGAUGAAAGACUUCCCCCUCAACGAUCUCCUGUCUGCCACUGAGCUAGACCGCAUCCGCCAAGCUCUGGUGGCAAUCUUCCUCCACCUUCGUAAGAUCCGUAACACCAAGUACCCCAUCCAGCGUGCCCUUCGUCUGGUAGAGGCCAUCUCUAGGGAUCUCAGCUCUCAGCUGCUGAAGGUCCUUGGUACCCGUCGCUUGAUGCACAUCAGCCACGAGGAGUUUGAGAAGGUGAUGAAUGCUUGCUUUGAAGUGUUCGGUAGAUGGGAUGACGAGUAUGAGAAGCUCCAAUCGCUCCUGAGAGAUAUUGUCAAGAAGAAGAGAGAGGACAGUCUCAAGAUGGUAUGGAGGGUCAACCCGGCUCACAAGAAACUACAGAGUAGACUGGAACAGAUGAGGAAAUUCCGUCGCCAGCAUGAGCAGCUUCGAGCAGUGAUCGUCCGCGUGCUGCGUCCAGCUGUCACUGCUCCGGUGCCUACCAGUAGUCCUGGAGCCACUCCAAGUGAGGAACCAUCCCAAGCUAAACUCAAUGAACUCAUGAUGGACUCAGCUGAUGCAAAUGCCAUAGAGGAAGUGAACCUAGCCUAUGAGAAUGUGAAGGAGGUUGACGGUUUGGAUGUAAGCAAGGAAGGCGGUGAAGCAUGGGAGGCAGCCAUGAAGCGAUACGACGAGAGGAUCGACCGGGUUGAGACCCGUAUCACAGCUCGUCUCCGUGACCAGCUUGGCACGGCUAAGAAUGCCAAUGAGAUGUUCCGUAUCUUCUCUCGCUUCAAUGCCCUGUUCGUCCGGCCUCACAUCCGUGGUGCUAUCAGGGAAUACCAGACCCAGCUGAUUCAGAGGGUCAAGGAUGACAUUGAGUCACUGCAUGACAAGUUCAAGGUCCAAUACCCACAGAGUAAGGCAUGUAAGAUGAGCAAAGUGAGAGAUCUACCACCUGUUUCUGGAUCCAUCAUCUGGGCUAGACAGAUUGACCGUCAGCUUGGAGCCUACAUGCAUCGUGUAGAGGAUGUCCUUGGUAAAGGAUGGGAGAACCAUGUAGAGGGUCAGAGACUCAAGGCUGAUGGCGAUAGCUUUAGGGCCAAGCUGGACACACAAGAGCUCUUUGAUGAAUGGUCAAGGAAGGUUCAAAUGCGCCAGCUUGGUGUAUCGGGAAAGAUCUUCACCAUUGAGACCAUCAGAGCCAGGACCGGUGUCAAGUCUGCUAACUCACUCAGACUCAAAGUCAACUUCCUACCAGACAUCAUCACCCUCUCCAAAGAGGUGCGCAACCUGAAGUGGAUGGGAUUCCGUGUCCCUCUGGCUAUCAUCAACAAAGCCCAUCAGGCCAACCAGCUCUACCCGUUCGCUAUCUCCCUCAUCGAAAGUGUACGCACAUACGAACGCACCAAUGAGAAGGUUGAAGAGCGCUGUUCUAUCGUCCUCCUGGUUGCUGGUUUGAAGAAGGAUGUCCAAGGACUCAUCUCAGAGGGAUCUCACCUUGCCUGGGAGUCCUACAAACUUGACAACUAUGUACAGAAGCUUGCUGAAUCAGUCUUCAACUACCAAGAGAAGGUGGAUGACCUUCUUGUCAUCGAGGAGAGGAUCGAUGAGGAAGUCCAUGCUCUUGACACAUGCCAGUAUGCACCACUCAUCCUAGCUGAGAUCAUGAGUCGAGUACAGAAGGCAGUCGAUGAUCUGAGUCUUCACUCAUACUCCAACCUCCCACAAUGGGUGGCCAAACUUGAUCUUGAGGUUGAGAAGCGCCUAGCCAAGCGUCUAGAGGCUGGCAUCCGAGCCUGGACCAAAUGUCUGCUAGGUGAAGACCGACAAGCUAUGGAAGACAACAUGGAUACAGAUGGACCAGCUAAAGUCAGACCAGGAGGAGAUCCCAAGAUCACUGGUCUGAUCCAUGAGAUUCGCAUCACCAACCAAGUGAUGUACCUGUCACCCCCUGUAGAAGAAGCACGCUAUCAGCUCAUGCAACAACUCUUCCAGUGGGAAGGUAUCAUCAUCAACCAGAGGAGGCUAGAAAGCUCCAGAUACCAGGUUGGUGUAGAGCAGCAUGAAUCAAGCAAGGCACAGAUCUACCGAAACCUUCUGUGCAAGCUGCCUGAUGGUCCAGUAGUUCUGGAAGAAGCCUACCAAGCCAUCGAGAAGAUCCUCAAACGAGUCCAAGACUACGUCAAGGAAUGGCUCCAGUUCCAGUCCCUAUGGGACAUGCAGCCUCACAAUGUGUAUGACCGGGUCGGUGAUGACAUGAACAAGUGGAUGAUGCUUCUACAACAAAUCAGACAAUCUCGUACCACCUUUGACAACGCUGAGACCAGGAAGGAGUUUGGACCCAUCGUGGUGGAGUAUGGCAAGGUCCAAUCAAAGGUGAACAUGAAGUAUGACUCAUGGCACAAGGAGAUCCUGAGCAAGUUUGGUAGCAUGCUGGGUAACCAGAUGACAGAGUUCCAUGGUGCUGUCUCCAAGUCUCGCACUGAUCUUGAGCAGCAUUCUGUAGACACAGCCAGCACAUCUGAUGCCGUCAGCUUCAUCACCUACGUCCAGAACCUCAAGCGCAAGUACCGUGCCUGGGAGAAGCAGGUUGAGAGCUACCGAGGUGGCCAGAAGCUGCUUGAACGUCACCGCUACCAGUUCCCAACCAACUGGCUCUACGUGGACAACAUUGAAGGAGAGUGGGGAGCGUACAAUGAGAUCAUGAAGCGCAAGGAAGCAGCUAUCCAGACACAGGUUGCUAGUCUUCAGAUGAAGAUUGUUGCUGAGGAUAGAUCCGUAGAAGCUAGGACUGCUGAGCUCCUGGCCGAGUGGGACAAGGGCAAACCAAUCCAGGGUGACCUGAAACCUGACGCAGCAACCAACAGCUUGUGGAUCUUUGAGGGCAAGUUCACACGCCUCAAGGAGGACAGGGACAAUGUAGCCAAGGCCAAGGAAGCUCUGGAGCUCCAGGAACUUGGUACCGUGAGUGCCAGUGAAGAGAGAGUCCAGGUAGCACUAGAAGAGCUCCAAGAUCUGAAAGGAGUCUGGUCAGAGCUGCAGAAGAUCUGGGAACAGAUCGAUGAACUCAAGGAGAAACCAUGGCUCUCUGUUGCUCCACGCAAGCUUCGUCAAAGCAUUGACACCCUGACAAAUGGACUGAAGGCCCUUCCAUCGAGACUGAGGCAGUACUCAUCCUAUGAACAUGUCCAGAAAGUCCUCAAGGGAUAUGCUAAGGUGAACAUGCUUGUCACAGAGCUGAAGUCUGAAGCACUGAAGGAACGUCACUGGAAGCAGCUGAUGCGCAAACUGAGGGUCAACUGGGUCCUGUCUGAACUGACCCUUGGACAGAUCUGGGAUGUAGACCUUCAGAGGAAUGAGCCAAUCGUCAGAGACAUCAUCAUGGUCGCUCAGGGUGAGAUGGCCCUGGAAGAAUUCUUGAAACAGGUGCGUGAAUCGUGGCAGAGCUACGAGCUGGACCUCAUCAACUUCCAGAACAAAUGUCGCAUCAUCCGAGGAUGGGAUGAUCUCUUCAACAAAGCCAAGGAACACAUCAACAGUGUGGCUGCCAUGAAGCUAUCUCCCUACUACAAGGUCUUUGAGGAAGAAGCACUGACCUGGGAGGAGAAGCUGAACCGUAUCAAUGCUCUGUUUGACGUGUGGAUAGAUGUCCAGAGAAGAUGGGUGUACCUAGAAGGUAUCUUCUCAGGAUCGGCUGAUAUCAAGCAUCUACUGCCAGUAGAGACGCAGAGAUUCUCAAGCAUCAGCACUGAGUUCCUAGCUCUGAUGAAGAAGGUGUCCAAGGCACCUCUUGUCUUGGAUGUGGUCAACAUACCUGGAGUACAGCGCUCCCUGGAGAGACUGGCUGACCUACUGGGCAAGAUCCAGAAGGCUCUCGGAGAGUACCUUGAGCGAGAGAGGGCCUCCUUCCCAAGAUUCUACUUUGUAGGAGAUGAGGACUUGCUGGAGAUCAUCGGUAACAGCAAGAACGUAGAGAAACUCCAGAAGCAUUUCAAGAAGAUGUUUGCUGGGGUAUCUACCCUCAAUCUGAGUGAGGAUUGCACUCUAGUCCUCGGUAUUGCAUCACGUGAGGGAGAGGAGGUGGUCUUCAAGACACCAGUUUCCAUCAAGGAGCACCCUAAGAUCAAUGAAUGGUUGACCUUGGUAGAGAACGAGAUGAGAGUCACUCUGGCUAAGAGUCUAGCUACUGCUGUAUCAGGCAUAGCACAGUUCAAGGAAGGAGACAUCGAACCGGAGAAGUAUCUGACAUGGGUCGAUCAGUAUCAGGCCCAACUGGUGGUGCUAUCAGCCCAGAUCUCCUGGUCAGAGAGCACAGAGAAAGCUCUAGCAGCUGUAGAGAAGGCCGGAGGAAAGGACAUGAAACCAGUAGAGGGUGUCCUACAGACUGUCAACAAGACCCUUCAAGUUCUAGCUGACUCAGUCCUCCAGGAACAACCAGCUGUCAGGAGGAAGAAACUUGAACAUCUGAUCACCGAACUGGUCCACCAACGUGACGUUACUCGCAAGAUGAUCCAGGACAAAGUCGCUGGACCCAAUGACUUCCAGUGGCUGUCCCAGAUGCGCUUUUACUUCGAUCCCAAGCACUCAGAUGUACUUCAGAUGCUGAGUAUCCAGAUGGCCAAUGCCCGCUUCAACUACGGCUUUGAGUACCUUGGUGUCCAGGACAAGCUUGUCCAGACACCACUGACUGACCGUUGCUACCUGACCAUGACACAGGCCCUUGAAGGACGUCUGGGAGGAUCACCAUUCGGUCCUGCUGGUACAGGGAAAACUGAGUCUGUCAAGGCUCUUGGACAUCAGCUGGGUCGCUUCGUCCUCGUCUUCAACUGUGAUGAACGAUUCGACUUCCAGGCUAUGGGUCGUAUCUUUGUUGGUCUAUGUCAAGUUGGAGCAUGGGGAUGCUUUGAUGAGUUCAAUCGUCUAGAGGAGAGGAUGUUGUCAGCUGUCUCUCAACAGAUCCAGACCAUCCAGGAAGCUCUCAAAGAACAGCUCUUGGAUGGCAAGAAGGGUGAACAGAUCUUGGUGGAGCUGGUGGGCAAGCAAGUGAAGGUCAACCCAGACAUGGCCAUCUUCAUCACCAUGAACCCUGGUUACGCUGGCCGGUCUAACCUACCUGAUAACCUCAAGAAACUCUUCCGUAGUUUGGCCAUGACCAAACCGAAUCGUCAGCUCAUCUCACAGGUCAUGCUCUACUCACAGGGAUUCAGGACCGCUGAGAAGCUCGCCUCCAAGGUUGUGCCAUUCUUCCAGCUUUGUGAUGAACAGCUGUCAUCUCAGUCUCACUAUGACUUUGGCUUACGAGCCUUGAAGAAUGUACUAGUGAGUGCUGGUAAUGUCAAGAGAGAUCACAUCCAACGUGUCAAGGAACAGAGAGCCGAGAGAGGAGAGGAUGUAGAUGAAGGUUCUAUUACAGAGAAUCUCCCUGAACAAGAGAUCCUUAUCCAGAGUAUCUGUGAGACGAUGGUUCCCAAGCUGAUAGCUGAAGACAUCCCAUUGCUCUACAACCUACUCUCGGAUGUAUUCCCAGGUAUCAGCUACACCCAAGCUGAGAUGAAGGGACUAAGAAGGGAAUUGGCCAAGGUCUGCGAAGAGAUGCAUCUCACCUAUGGUGAAGGAGAUGAAAUUGGAACAUCGUGGGUUGAAAAGGUUCUUCAGCUGUACCAGAUCUCCAACCUGAACCAUGGUCUGAUGAUGGUAGGCCCCAGUGGUAGUGGUAAGAGUAUGGCCUGGCGUGCACUGCUCAAGGCUCUGGAGAGACUUGAAGGUAUCGAGGGUGUGGCACAGGUCAUUGACCCCAAGGCUAUCUCCAAGGAAGAUCUCUAUGGUACCUUGGAUCCUAACACCAGGGAAUGGACGGAUGGUCUCUUCACACACUUCCUCAGAAAGAUCAUUGACAACGUUCGCGGUGAGAUCAACAAACGUCAAUGGAUCAUCUUUGAUGGUGAUGUUGAUCCUGAAUGGGUUGAGAAUCUCAACAGCGUACUUGAUGAGAACAAGCUUCUCACACUACCCAAUGGAGAACGUCUUGGCAUACCUCCAAAUGUGCGUAUCAUGUUUGAGGUCCAGGACCUACGCUUUGCGACCCUGGCUACAGUCACCCGAUGUGGUAUGGUGUGGUUCAGUGAGGAUGUACUCAGUACUGAACUCAUCUUUGAGAACUUCCUGACCAAGCUUCGCUGUGUACCCCUGGAGGAAGGAGAGGAUUCCUAUAAAAGCAGAGAGGCUGGAGAUAAGGAGGAUGUACUGUCACCCGUCAUGCAGGUUCAAGUUGACUCUGCGAAUGUGCUUGGACCUCACUUCAGCUCCGAUGGUGUGGUGAUACGAUGCUUGGAGUAUGCUGCUAAGCAAGACCAGCACAUCAUGGACUUUACUCGCCUGAGGGCGCUCAACUCUCUCUUCUCUAUGCUUCAUCAGUGUGUCCGCAACAUCAUCCAGUACAACCACACACACAGUGACUUCCCCAUGCAGCAAGAUCAACUGGAGAAGUAUGUAUCUCGUUACCUGAUCCAUGCUCUCCUCUGGUCGUUCACUGGGGAUAGUAAGAUGAAAGCCAGACAGGAGUUUGGUGAUUUCAUCCGGGGUAUCACCACCAUACCACUACCACCUCAACAGACUGUACCCAUCAUUGACUUUGAGGUAUCUAUAUCCGGUGAAUGGGUUCCAUGGCAGUCUAAGGUACCCCAGAUUGAGGUAGAGACUCACAAGGUAGCUGCCCCUGACGUUGUGGUACCUACCCUUGACACUGUUCGUCAUGAAGCACUCCUGUACACCUGGCUAGCGGAGCACAGACCUAUGGUGCUGUGUGGACCACCUGGUAGUGGAAAGACUAUGACAUUGUUCAGUGCACUCAGGGCCCUGCCUGACAUGGAGGUUGUUGGAUUGAACUUCUCCAGUGCUACAACCCCAGAGCUGAUGCUGAAGACCUUUGAUCACUACUGCGAGUACAGACGUACUCCUAAUGGAGUCGUACUAGCCCCAGUCCAGCUGGGCAAGUGGCUAGUAGUCUUCUGUGAUGAGAUCAAUCUACCGGACAUGGAUCAAUACGGAACACAGAGAGUCAUCUCCUUCUUGCGUCAGAUGUUAGAGCAUGGUGGCUUCUACCGAACAUCAGAUCAGGCUUGGGUUAGGUUUGAACGCAUCCAGUUUGUCGGUGCUUGCAACCCUCCAACAGAUCCAGGCAGAAAACCACUAUCCCACAGGUUCCUGCGUCAUGUGCCGGUAGUAUACGUGGACUACCCAGGUCCAGCAUCACUGACCCAGAUCUAUGGAACAUUCAACCGUGCCCUGCUCCGUCUCAUCCCAAGCCUGCGUACCUAUGCUGAACCUCUUACCAAUGCUAUGGUGGAGUUCUACACAAUCUCACAAGAGCGCUUCACUCAAGACAUGCAGCCUCACUACAUCUACAGUCCUCGUGAGAUGACCCGUUGGGUGCGUGGCAUCGUUGAAGCACUGCGCCCUCUAGAGUCUCUGUCUGUAGAGGGUCUGGUCCGCAUCUGGGCUCAUGAGGCUCUACGUCUCUUCCAAGACAGGCUUGUUGAGGAUGAGGAGAGGAUGUGGACUGAUCAGAACAUUGAUGCGGUUGCUAUGAAACACUUCCCCAACAUCACCAAGAAAGAAGCUCUUGGUCGACCAAUCCUCUUCAGUAACUGGCUGUCCAAGGAUUACAUUCCAGUUGACCAGGAGGAGCUCAGAGACUAUGUCAAAGCCAGACUCAAGGUGUUCUAUGAGGAGGAGUUGGAUGUACCUCUGGUUCUGUUCAAUGAAGUCUUGGACCAUGUUCUUCGUAUCGACAGAAUCUUCAGACAACCACAGGGUCACUUGCUUCUGAUUGGAGUGAGCGGUGCAGGAAAGACAACCCUGUCACGCUUUGUAGCCUGGAUGAAUGGUCUCAGCAUCGUUCAAGUCAAGGUUCAUAACAAGUACACAGCAGCAGACUUUGAUGAGGACCUGAGAGUUGUACUCCGUAGAGCUGGUUGUAAGGAUGAGAAGAUUGCUUUCAUCAUGGACGAAUCUAAUGUCUUGGAUUCUAGCUUCCUGGAGAGGAUGAAUACACUGCUAGCCAAUGGAGAGGUUCCAGGUCUGUUUGAAGGAGAUGAAUACACUAUGCUGAUGACCCAGUGCAAGGAAGGUGCCCAGAGGUUGGGUCACAUGCUGGAUUCCACUGAAGAACUCUACAAGUGGUUCACCGGUCAGGUCAUCCGCAACCUCCAUGUGGUCUUCACCAUGAAUCCAUCAUCAGAAGGCCUCAAGGACAGGGCUGCGACAUCACCUGCCCUCUUCAACAGGUGUGUGUUGAACUGGUUUGGAGAUUGGACCACCCAUGCCCUCUUCCAAGUUGGUAAAGAGUUUACCAACAAGGUUGACUUGGACAAGUCUGAUUACAUCCCACCAGACUAUCUGCCUGUAGCCUAUGAGGGUGUUGCCCAGAACCCCACCCAUCGCGAUGCCAUCGUCAAUGCCUUUGUGUUUGUCCACCUGACAUUGCACCAAGCCAACCAGAGACUCCAGAAGAGAGGUGGGCGUGUCAUGGCCAUCACUCCGAGACAUUACCUGGACUUCAUCAAUCACUAUGUCAAGCUGUACACUGAGAAGCGUUCUGACCUGGAGGAGCAGCAGCUCCAUCUCAACGUUGGUCUCCAGAAGAUCAAGGAGACUGUGGAACAGGUGGAGGAGCUCCAGAAGAGCCUUGCACUCAAGAGCCAGGAGCUAGAGGCCAAGAAUGCUGCUGCUAAUGCCAAGCUCAAGCAGAUGGUGAAAGAUCAACAAGAAGCAGAGCAGAAGAAGGUCACCAGUCAAGAGAUCCAGCAGACUUUAGCUGAACAGACCAAACACAUCGCUGAGAAACGUAAAGAUGUCAUGUCAGACCUCUCAAAGGUAGAACCAGCUGUCAAAGAUGCACAGCAAGCUGUGAAGGGCAUCAAGAAGCAGAACCUGGUUGAGAUCCGAUCCAUGGGUAACCCUCCUCAGAUGGUAAGAUUGGCCUUGGAGUCCAUCUGUAUCCUCCUGGGUGAAUCCGCUGCUGACUGGAAGACCAUCAGACAGGUCGUCAUCAAGGAUAACUUCAUCAGCACCAUCGUCAACUUCUCAACCGAGGACAUCUCUGAUGACAUCCGAGGCAAGAUGCAGAAGUAUCUGAGCAAUGCUGACUACAACUUUGAGAAGAUCAACAGGGCUAGUGUGGCCUGUGGUCCAUUGGUCAAGUGGGCUAUUGCUCAGAUCAAUUUCUCUGAGAUGUUGAAGCGAGUGGAGCCUCUUCGGAAUGAGCUUGAACGCCUUGAGGUUGAAGCCAACGGUAACAAGAUGAAGCAAGAGGAAGUCAACAAACUGAUCAGUCAUCUAGAACGUUCCAUUGCUCAUUACAAAGAAGAGUAUGCUCAGCUGAUUAGCCAGGCUCAAGCUAUCAAGACAGACCUGGAGAACGUACAGAUCAAGGUUGACCGUAGUACAGCCCUGUUGCGCAGUCUGUCCGUCGAGGGAGAACGUUGGGAGGCCGGUAGUGAAUCGUUCAAGAUGCAGAUGUCCACCAUCUUGGGUGAUGUCCUGCUUUCAUCAGCCUUCAUGGCUUACGCUGGUUACUUUGAUCAGAUGAUGAGACAGAAUCUCUUCAACAGCUGGGCCGGCCAUCUUCAGAAGGCUCGCAUCAAGUUCAGGCAUGACAUUGCCAGGGUUGAGUAUCUAUCCAACGCUGAUGAGCGUCUCCACUGGCAUGCUAGUUCCCUACCUUCAGAUGAUCUGUGUACUGAGAAUGCCAUCAUGUUGAAGAGAUUCAAUAGAUACCCAUUGAUCAUUGAUCCAUCGGGACAGGCUACAGAGUUCAUCAUGAAUGAAUACAGAGAGAAGAAGAUCACAAAGACCAGUUUCUUGGAUGAUGCCUUCCGCAAGAACUUGGAGAGCUCUCUCAGGUUUGGAAACCCGUUGCUGGUUCAGGAUGUUGAGAACUAUGAUCCCAUCCUGAACCCUGUUCUGAAUCGUGAAGUACGUCGUACUGGUGGGCGUGUCCUCAUCAGUCUAGGUGACCAGGACAUUGAUCUCUCACCAUCGUUCAUGAUCUUCCUCUCAACCAGAGAUCCAACGGUUGAGUUCCCACCAGACAUCUGCUCUCGUGUGACCUUUGUCAACUUCACUGUGACCCGUAGCAGUCUCCAGAGCCAGUGCCUCAAUGAGGUACUGAAAGCAGAGCGUCCUGAUGUAGAUGAAAAGAGAUCCGAUCUUCUCAAGCUUCAAGGUGAAUUCCAUCUUCGUCUUCGUCAUCUUGAGAAAUCUCUCCUCCAAGCUCUCAAUGAUGCCAAGGGAAGAAUCUUAGAUUCAGACAGUAUCAUUACCACACUGGAGACUCUGAAGAAGGAAGCCGCGGAGGUAACCCGUAAGGUAGAGGAGACAGACCAGGUCAUGGCUGAGGUUGAGAUGGUAUCUCAACAAUACCUCUCACUUGCACAGUCAUGUAGUAGUAUCUACUUCACCCUGGAAGCACUAAACCUGGUGCACUUCUUGUACCAGUACUCACUGAAGUUCUUCUUAGACAUCUUCCACUCUGUACUGUGUGAGAAUCCUCGUCUUCAAGGUGUCACUGAUUACUCUUCUAGACUAUCUAUCAUCAUCAAGGAUCUCUUCCAGAUCUCGUACAACCGUGUAGCCCGAGGUAUGCUGCAUCAGGAUCACCUUGUGUUUGCUGUGGUCCUGUGUAGAAUCCACAUCAGAGGAAUGCAGAGUGAGAGGGAUUACAAUCAGGAGUUUGAGCACUUCCUCCGAGGGUCUGACCAAACCCUCCGUUCUACACCUGUACCUAAGAUAGAGGGACUCACCAACGACCAAUCAGACUCCAUGAUGAGACUUGCUAAGCUACCUGCGUUUGAAGGCCUACCAGACUUUGUUUCAUCUAGAAGUGAUUUUGCCAAGUGGUUGAACUCCCAGAAUCCUGAGCAUUCAGUCCCUCAAUGCUGGAAGGAGGCAACCCCAUUCACUGGUAUUGGUAAAUCUCUCCAUCACUUGCUGCUGCUACAAGCCUUCCGACCUGACAGACUGCUUGCAUCCAUGCAGAUCUUUGUCAAUGCCGUGUUUGGAGAACAUUUCCUACAUGCUGCUGAGGUGGAAAUGGACUUGGCCAAUGUCGUAGAGUCUGAGCUGAAGAGUAAUACCCCCGUGUUGAUGUGCUCAGUACCUGGUUAUGAUGCUAGCUGGCGUGUAGAUGAUAUGGCUGCUGAGCUCAAUAAGACCAUCUCUUCCAUCGCCAUUGGAUCUGCAGAGGGAUUCAGUCAGGCUGAGAAGGUCAUCAACUCUUCAACCAAGACUGGAAAAUGGGUGAUGUUGAAGAAUGUGCACCUUGCUCCUCAAUGGUUGGUCCAACUAGAGAAGAAGCUUCACAGUCUCUCACCGCACCCUAACUUCCGUCUUUUCCUCACCAUGGAGAUCAAUCCCAAGGUACCUGUCAACCUCCUUCGUGCUGGACGUAUCUUUGUCUUUGAACCACCUCCUGGAGUGAAGGCUAAUCUCCUGAGGACAUUCAGCACUGUUCCAGUCUCUCGCAUGAACAAGGCUCCUAGCGAGAGAGCGCGUCUGUACUUCCUCCUCGCGUGGCUUCAUGCUAUGAUCCAGGAACGUCUGGUCUACACACCACUGGGAUGGGCCAAGAAGUAUGAAUUCAGCGAGUCGGAUCUGCGCUGUGCUUGUGACACUCUCGAUAUCUGGAUUGAUACUGUUGCCAAGGGUCGAUCCAACCUACCACCCAACAAGGUCCCAUGGGAUGCUAUGAAGACACUCCUCUCACAAUGCAUCUAUGGAGGACGCAUUGACAAUGACUUUGAUCAGCGCCUGCUGUCAGCUUUUGUUGAGAAGCUGUUCAACGCGAAGAGCUUUGAUUCUGACUUCCCUCUCAUCCCAGAUGUUGAAGGAAAGACCAUCUUCAUGCCAGAAGGAAUCAGACGUGAGCAAUUUGUCCAGUGGGUUGAGGCCCUCCCUGACAACCAGACACCAUCUUGGUUAGGUCUACCCAACAAUGCAGAGAAGCUUCUACUUACCACCCAAGGAAUCAGUUUGAUUGGCAAGCUGCUCAAGAUGCAAACCCUUGAAGAUGAGGAAGAUUUCAUGCAAGGCGGUGGCGGACUGGAAGAGAAGCAGGAGAGAGUCCGUCAUGCUUCUGAUGGCCGUCCAGCAUGGAUGCGUACACUCCAUGCAUCAGCUGCCAACUGGCUGUCACUCGUACCCAAGAAACUGACGUUGCUGAAACGUACAGCUGACAACAUCAAGGACCCAUUGUUCAGAUUUUUUGAGAGAGAGGUGAAUCAUGGCAACCAGCUGCUGAUGGACGUCCGUAGUGACCUCAACGAUGUCCUAGCCGUGUGUCAGGGUAAGAAGAAACAGACCAACAAUGACCGAGCAUUGAUCAGUAACCUUGCCAAAGGUAUCCUGCCUCGUCGUUGGAACCGCUUCACCGUACCAGCUGGAUUGACUGUCAUCCAGUGGGUAUCUGACUUCAGUGACCGCAUCAACCAGCUGCAGAAGAUAUCAUUGGCAACCACAUCUGGUGGCUCCAAAGAACUCAAGAACCAGUGUGUAUGGUUAGGAGGCUUGUUCACCACUGAAGCAUACAUCACAGCCACAAGACAGUAUGUAGCUCAAGCUAACAGCUGGCCUCUUGAAGAACUCUACCUUGAGGUGACUGUAUCAGAUCCAGGAUCUCAGUUGAAACUUGAUGACUGCAGCUUUGCUGUUUCGGGUUUGAAACUGCAAGGAGCAAUAUGCAAGGAGAACAAGAUCCAUCUGACCACCACCAUCUCCUCAGAUCUACCCCAGACCAGUCUGAGAUGGAUACAUGUCGAGAGUGGUAGUACCCCCAACCUAACAGGGAUGGUGAGGCUGCCAGUCUACUUGAACCAGACUCGAGCUGAUCUCCUGUUCACCCUUGAUAUGACCAUGGGUGGAGAUUCUAAGAAUGAACUCACCUUCUACGAGAGGGGCGUGGCCCUUCUCUGCUCUGGUCUCUCUGCUUAGGAGAGGCCUUUGAUAUGACCAUGGGCGGAGAUUCUACCAGUAAUCUCACUUUUUAUGAGGGGGGCGUGGCCCUUGUCUAAUCUGGCCUCUCUGCUUAUAGAAACUUAAAUAUUCAGCGGACAUUUCCUCUUUUUUGUGUCUAAGUGCAUUUAUUUUAUCACUUUCUUUGACUCUGUACUGCACCAAUUGAAUAAGAAAUUAUUUGAAAGGAGAAAAGGUUUCUGAGUAACAUGAUCGUCAAAAA